Molecule: messenger RNA, 2640 nt
Organism: Condylura cristata (star-nosed mole)
Lineage: Eukaryota; Metazoa; Chordata; Mammalia; Eulipotyphla; Talpidae
Gene: EGLN3
Product: egl-9 family hypoxia-inducible factor 3
Exons: 5
Coding region: 295-1014 (239 amino acids)
Biological process (GO): cellular response to hypoxia; peptidyl-proline hydroxylation to 4-hydroxy-L-proline
Cellular component (GO): nucleus; cytoplasm
Molecular function (GO): L-ascorbic acid binding; peptidyl-proline 4-dioxygenase activity; ferrous iron binding
Source: RefSeq, a predicted model, not a curated record
GCCGCUCCAGUGGUGGCUCCGCAUCUCCAAAGCGGGCCUCCCGACUCAUCGCUGGGUCAGUCCGGCGCUGGGUCGUGGAGCUCCGCACAACUCCCGCUGGUCCCUGACCUGGAUCCAUCUUCCCCAGAGUUGCAAAUAACUUCUCCUACUUCCCGGCGCCGCGGCGGCUGCGGACCGUGGCCGCCGCAGGUAGCUGAAGCCGGGGCCAAACUCCCAGUACCGCGGCGCGCGCGCGGAGUUCGUCACCUCCCUGGGUGCGCGCUGGGGGUCCCCGAGCUCGGCUCUGCGGGCGAGAUGCCCCUGGGACACAUCAUGAGGCUGGAUCUGGAGAAAAUCGCCCUAGAGUAUAUCGUGCCCUGUCUGCACGAGGUCGGCUUCUGCUACCUGGACAACUUCCUGGGCGAGGUGGUGGGCGACUGCGUCCUGGAGCGCGUCAAGCAGCUGCACUGCAACGGGGCCCUGCGGGACGGCCAGCUGGCGGGGCCGCGCGCCGGAGUCUCCAAGCGGCACCUGCGGGGCGACCAGAUCACGUGGAUCGGGGGCUACGAGGAAGGCUGCGAGGCCAUCAGCUUUCUCCUCUCCCUCAUCGACAGGCUGGUCCUGUACUGCGGGAGUCGGCUGGGCAAAUACUCCGUCAAGGAGAGGUCCAAGGCAAUGGUGGCUUGCUACCCAGGAAAUGGGACGGGUUAUGUUCGACAUGUAGACAACCCCAACGGUGACGGCCGCUGUAUCACCUGUAUCUACUAUCUGAACAAGAACUGGGAUGCCAAGCUACAUGGUGGAGUCCUGCGGAUAUUUCCAGAAGGGAAAUCAUUCAUAGCAGACGUAGAACCCAUUUUUGACAGACUCUUGUUCUUCUGGUCAGAUCGCAGGAACCCACAUGAAGUGCAGCCGUCCUAUGCCACCAGAUAUGCUAUGACUGUUUGGUACUUUGAUGCUGAAGAAAGGGCAGAAGCCAAAAAGAAAUUCAGGAAUUUAACUAGAAAAACUGAAUCUACUCUCACCGAAGAUUGACUGUGCUCGGAAAUCUGCAGGCUUUGUUCAUUUUAGUUACAGCUCCUGAAUUUGUUUUUUAAGAGUUGAGUUCCAAAGAUGUCUUCUUCUGUGACUCAGACUCCCUUUUACUGCUCGUGUCAUUCACAUCCCUGUCUUGUCUAUGGUACUUUGUGUUUUCUUGCCAAGACUGCAUCUGUCUUCAGACACUCUCUUUGCCAGAUGGAUUCAUUGGCUAACACCAAAAACAUCUGCAGAUGAGCUAGCUGUCCGGUGGUUUAACUGGUAGACUUGGUAAUACUGGCUUAUCAAAAUGAGAGCCUGGAAGCAUGGGCAAGGGAAUGCAUCUUACUUGCACUUUAUGUACGCAUCCUCACUUGAAAGGGGGAGAUUUCAGAGAAAAAACAUGGUGACACAUGCUACAGAGAGGCAUCAUUGGAGCCUUUACAGCAGGAAACAAAUUUAUGUCAUCUGAACAACUUCCAGAUGUUUUUAAUCCAGUGCUAUUGGGGUUUCUGGAGAAUGAUCACAACUUAGUGACAUCAUUACUUCUAGAAAGGGCUGCUCCCAUAGUCAUCCAUUUGCAGUGUCCUGUGGGGUGGACACUCCUCUUACCUGGUGUGCAACCUGGACGCGCUGUCUCUGUCCCAUUUUGUCGAAAAUAGGACUUUCAGGUCAAAGACGACAUCACCAUUGAUUAUGCAUUUUUAUACUUGGAGAAUCCAAUUCCCCAUAGGUUAAAACAAGACAUUAUUUUGGAUUGCUCUGUUGAAACGGAAUUUGAAUUUAAGUCAAAGAGAAGAAAUAUCUACCUGGUAGGUUAGAGUCAACAACCUCUGAUGAUGGUGUUCAAAGACCUAGUCUACCAAAAUGUGCUAAACACAUGUAUCUUGUCCAGUGUGGAGGGGAGGUGGAGUUGGACACGUGGGCAUUCCCAUUCUUCAAUUUUCCUUUUUAUGAAUGUACCCUUUUUCUUUAAGAAAUUAACAAAAAGUUAGGGUGUUGCAUUUUAAAAAGGAAAUAGAAAUAAAGCAAAACAAAUCCUGAAAAGCUGCUUGAAUUCUCCCCUUUUCUGUCCCUGCAAUCUUUUUUCAGCAGACUUAACUCCAGAUCUGCUGUGAUUGGCAGUGUGUCCAAUCUAGAAUUUGCUAGAACUAUGGAAGUUUCUACUACUACUGCAGUAAGAAUAGACUCUGCUGCUUCAAGAACUCUGUACUGAGCUCCUAUUUCAUGAAAGUUACCCUUAGUUUUCAAGUCCACUUUCGUAAUCCCUUUAAUUUCUUUUUUAAAAAUCGCAUGAACAUGUUAAGAGCCAUAGACUUUCCAAAGAGAAAGCUUAUUAUUAUUAUUAUUUUUUAUUUUAUGGUUUUGGAAAAUUUCCAUAUAAGACUGGUUUUCAUUUUCACAACUAUUCUUUUUUUGGGGGGGGGUGCGGUUGGGUAGUACUUUUACUUUCUAACUUACUCUGUAAUUUACUUAUUUAUUAUGUUUAUUGUCUUGGAUACUUCGUCUAGAGUGUAAGCACAUAAAAACAGGGAUUUGUAUGUUUUUAAUCAAUGGAAUGUAUUCCCAACACCUAAAACAGUGCCUAGCACAUAGUUAAGGGCUCAGUAAAGACUUAUUGAAUAAACUUGCUCUCCUCUCUUA